Aspergillus puulaauensis is the source of this 963-nucleotide messenger RNA. RefSeq names its product terpene synthase family protein. The record is from RefSeq and is a predicted model, not a curated record. Lineage: Eukaryota; Fungi; Ascomycota; Eurotiomycetes; Eurotiales; Aspergillaceae. The transcript has 2 exons. The coding region runs from base 1 to 963 and encodes 320 amino acids.
AUGGAUUAUAGAUACUCGACCGAAAUUGACGCCCGCGCCUACAAGACCCACGGCCUUGAUGGUGGCAUCCCGCUUCGGGUCCAUGCGGAUCCUGACAAUAAAGAAAUCGUCGGUACGAUGCGAGCUCAAAGGGACUGGAAUCGUUACGUCCGACCUGUAGGGGGCUACAAGGGUGGACUGGGCGAGACAUUCAGCUUUAUGCGGGCGUGUGUGCCGGAGUGUCUCCCGGAGCGGCUGGAGGUUAUUUCGUACGCAAACGAAUUUGCCUUUCUCUAUGACGACAAGAUGGAGGAACUCAUAGAUUCGAGAACAGACACAUCUGCAGGAGAUGCCUUGAAGAAACAGUUUAAUGAGGGGUUGAGCGGUAUACAGCAUCUGCAAGCCAAGAAACUGCAGACACAGGUCAUCAAGGAGAUGGCCGCAAUUGACCCAGAGCGCGCAGUUACUACGAGAAAAGCAUGGGCCAAAUUCCUGCAGCUGGCGGCUGAGUCGCGGUCGCGGCCAUUGUACACCCUGGACGAAUACCUUCCCUGUAGAAUCAUCGAUGCCGGGGAAUUGAUUUGGUUCGGAACACUGACCUUUGGAAUGGCCCUUAGUAUUCCCGAUAAUGAACUUGAGCUCUGCAUGGAGCUCGCGCGACCGGGAUAUGCCGCAAUUAGUCUCACAAAUGACCUUUACUCGUGGAACAAAGAGCGCGAAGAGGCCCGGCGCGCGGGACAUGACUGCGUCUAUAAUGCGAUCUGGGUGAUUAUGCAGGAGCGCUCGGUUGGUGAGACGGAGGCGAAAAGGGCGUGCAUGACGCAGAUCAAGCACUAUAUCAAACAGUACUGUGAGAUUGUGGACAAGGCGCACAGCUGUGACUGGCUUUCUGAUGACUUGAAGACGUACCUGGAAGCAGUCAAGUUGAGCCAUGUCGGGAACUUGGCGUGGAGCAUUUGCUGCCCGCGGUAUCGUGUCAACUAG